Rhizopus microsporus ATCC 52813 is the source of this 437-nucleotide messenger RNA. RefSeq lists its product as uncharacterized. Bases 86 to 316 code for a protein of 76 amino acids. The transcript is spliced from 2 exons. The record is from RefSeq and is a predicted model, not a curated record. Lineage: Eukaryota; Fungi; Mucoromycota; Mucoromycetes; Mucorales; Rhizopodaceae.
AGAACAUACACGUGACUAUUUAGACAAUUUAUCAAUGCUUCACAAGGAAUUAUAAAAAUAUACACUCCUUUCUUUUCUUCUAAAUAUGCCUUCAAUUGCUUUAUCGACAGCAGAAGAUAAGAACAAAGUACGACGUGCAUUACCAACUGCUAAAAUAUAUGCGGCCACUGUUGCACGUUUAUAUGUUGCUUAUCCUAAUCCUAAUAGAUGGGCAUACUCAAAUAUAUGGGGAGCAAUUGCAUUUUUAAAAGAUAAAAAGACUCGAUCCUAUUAUAUUCGAAUGGUGGACUUGAUGGUAACAAAGAAACAAAUGUAAAGAGAAAGAAACUAAAAAAAGGAACGUAAGAAUCACAAGGGCGUCAUAUGGGAACAAGAACUUUAUGAUGGAUUUGAACUUAACAAGCAUACACCUUUCUUUUACUCCUUUGCUGCAGAUG